AUGGGGGUCAUUGAACCUCUCCCGGGUUUUGACUACCGAACGACACAGCAAUCACGUGUAUACAAAUUCGACCGAAAGUAUUUUAUGACCAUGGGGAUAUCGAGGACCACAAUAAACAAUAUUGUCCACAUAGAUUGCAAUUAUCUAUCACGUAUCGAAACACGCCGUAGACUUCCAGCUGUGAGGCCGGAGAUACUUGCGUGCUAUCCCGACGCUGAACCCGCGGUUCGCGAGCUCUAUACCUACCUGGUUCAAAUUUUCCUACCGGAGAGAUAUCCAACGAUAUUUGUGCAAUCUUGGAACUCGCAGACAUUGGAAAACAAGAUCACUGGCGAUGGUCUUCCAUUUACCUGCCCAAGGGAUAUCUUACAGGCAUUGCAAUUGUUGAACGCGCACGUGGAUGAUGAUUUCCUAUUCACCUUACCCUCGAAGAGAACUGAUGGUGCAGAAGGCGAGGAAUUCUUCCUACGCGCGCUCGUCUGGGCAUUUCCGAAUCGCAGUGAGCCGAGCAAGCGGAUUGGUCGUUCAAUGAAGGCUCUGCAUGUUCGUGUACCGAAGUAUGCUGAGAAACUCGACGUAAGUAUGGAUCGCUACUUCAGCAGGCUAGAGACUGGCCAAGUGGUGGUUCGAUCAAAUUGGGGUGUAUCCAUUAAAGCAUCGCAGACUUCGAGUCAACUUACAGAUGCAGAUUAUCUAAGUGAGCCGUCCGGGGACGUCAGUAUCGAUAAGAUUUUUGUUCGCUGCGAGCUUCAGACGCUUUUCAAACUACCAGCUUCCGGCGCUCGCGUUCUCUCAAUUCACGAAUACGUCUAUCCUCUGCAAGAUAUCAUUGACGAUGGUCAGGCCCAAGCAAUGUUGGAGGCUAUUGAUGGCUUGAAGAAGGGCAACGUACCAGAGAUCUGGAACUAUAAACGCGCCUCUACAUGGUCCGAUCAGGUCAAAAAACUACUGAAUGAGGCUCUCGCCAAAGAGAUUGACUAG
This is a messenger RNA of Exophiala bonariae, 981 nucleotides long. RefSeq lists its product as uncharacterized. The coding region runs from base 1 to 981 and encodes 326 amino acids. NCBI's taxonomy places the organism in Eukaryota, Fungi, Ascomycota, Eurotiomycetes, Chaetothyriales, Herpotrichiellaceae. The transcript has 5 exons. The record is from RefSeq and is a predicted model, not a curated record.